UGCCUCCUUGUGCUUGUGGGCUGUGUGUGUUUAUAUGUGUGUGUGUGUGUGUGUGUGUGUGGUUUCUCUCAGCCUUGUAAGAAUGCCACCCGCCUGCCUGCUCCUGCUGUUGCUGCGGCUCUGACUUGCUUUUUUGCUCCCUCUUUCCUCUCUCUUCUCUUCCUGCUUAGCUCCUUGCCUUCUGACACUACUUCCAGUAUGGAGACUAAUCACUCUGAACAGCUCUCAACUGAAGAGUCAAUUCUGCCAGGAGACAGUUCAUCAUCACCUAAUCAAAAUGGCCUGGGGAAGCAAAAUGGUCAGGAUUCCUCAACCUCGCUCCAAGAACCAGAGCAGGCAACAAGUGUGCACCCUGUAAAGGGAGCUCAGGAUAUCUCCGAAGAGUUGAAUCGACAACUGGAAGACAUUAUUAACUUGUAUGGAUCUGCUGCCAGUACAAUAGGAAAAGAAGGCUCUGCCAAAACACAGGAGCAGCCUGAAAAUGCAGAGGCACCUGACAAUGAGGAUGGGGACUGUGAGGAAACCAAUGAAGAGGCCGAAAGAGAACCCCUUGCUUCUGAAGAACCAUCCAUAGUCAAAGAACCUGUUGGCAAUAAAGAGCAAAAAUUGGAAAAGAAAAUCCUAAAAGGAUUAGGCAAAGAAGCCAACUUGCUAAUGCAAAAUCUGAACAAGCUACAGACACCUGAAGAAAAGCUUGAUUUUUUACUCAAGAAGUAUGCUGAAUUGCUGGAUGAACAUCGCACAGAGCAAAAGAAGUUAAAGGUCCUACAAAAGAAACAGAUGCAAAUCCAGAAAGAAAAGGACCAAUUACAAAGCGAACACAGCAGAGCUAUCCUGGCUCGGAGCAAACUGGAGAGUCUGUGCCGAGAGCUGCAGAGACACAAUAAGACACUGAAGGAGGAAACCCUCCAGCGGGCACGUGAGGAAGAAGAGAAAAGGAAGGAGAUCACAAGUCAUUUUCAAACUACCCUGACAGAUAUCCAGGCACAGAUAGAGCAGCAGAGUGAGCGAAAUAUGAAGCUCUGUCAGGAGAACACAGAGCUUGCAGAAAAACUGAAAAGCAUCAUUGAUCAGUAUGAGCUCAGAGAGGAGCACCUGGACAAAAUAUUUAAACACAGAGAACUGCAGCAGAAGCUGGUGGAUGCAAAACUUGAGCAGGCACAAGAAAUGAUGAAGGAAGCAGAGGAGCAACAUAAACGAGAAAAGGAAUAUUUACUGAACCAGGCAGCAGAGUGGAAACUUCAGGCCAAAGUGCUGAAGGAACAAGAGACAGUGCUACAGGCUCAGCUUACUCUCUACUCUGGAAGGUUUGAAGAGUUCCAGAGCACGCUUACAAAAAGCAAUGAAGUGUUCGCCACUUUUAAGCAGGAAAUGGAUAAAACAACCAAGAAAAUGAAAAAGCUGGAAAAAGACACAGCCACGUGGAAAGCCCGAUUUGAGAACUGUAACAAAGCCCUAUUGGACAUGAUUGAAGAGAAAGCACUGAGAGCUAAGGAAUAUGAGUGUUUCGUGAUGAAAAUCGGGAGGCUGGAGAAUCUCUGUCGCGCUUUACAAGAAGAGAGAAACGAACUCUAUAAAAAAAUCAGAGAAGCCAAAGUGUCUGAACAGGAGGACCAAAGUCAGCAUAGUUCCGACGAAGAGCCAGAGGCAAAUGUCUCUGUGGAUCGAGAGAGAGAUGCAGAGGAAGCCAACAGUGUUCAAAACGCUGUGGCAAACCUGGCUGCAGCCUUCCAGGUAAUUCACCACCCGGAGUCCAACCUCCAGCAGUCGGAGGCAUUGCCUUCAGCACUGGGCGGGCCUCGGGGCAGCGGUGGCUCCGCCCCUCUGGAGCUGGAAGCGCUCCCUCCGCUCCUUCUCGGGGGUUCAACUGACCCGCGGCCUCCUCCAGUCCCUCAGGCUGAGGCCCAAGGUGGUGAGGAGGCAAAGCCUGCCCCUGAGGUCAGUAAUCCCUUGACCCAGGCGGGAGCAGAACCCCGAGCUCAGAGUCUCCCCGAGGAGCCUCAGGCUGCUGAGCUGCCCCGGAAAUCAGGGGUCGGAGCUUCCGGUCAGGCCUCACAGGCCGUAUCCGAGGCCUCCCCGCGCAGGGUGGAAGCAGAGGGUUCCGCUCCACCACCUCCAGCCAAGGUGCAAGCUCCAGCAGGGCCGCCUGGGUGUGAGCCCAGCGAGCAGCCCCUGCCUGCAGCCUCAGAGGAGCUGGGCCCCGGGGCCCCGGCCCGACUCCAGCUGCCCACGGUGGCCGACACCAACCUGGAACCAGUAAACUGAGCCUCAUCGGCCCUCGGAAGCCGUUCUUUCCGACCUUACAUCUUCACCAUAUCCCACUGUCUCUGAAAAACAUACCAUUAGUAAAAAACAUACCAUUAAUAAAUUUAUAUUGUUUCCCUAUUAAGAUGGUACAUAGUUCAAUUUUUUAGUGAACAGGAAGAUUUGGUGUUUAAAGACUCCCACUACAAGAUCUAAAUAUUGACAAUGUGAGGUUAUAUUUAUUUCUACGUAUAGUGCAAAUUCCUUAGUAAUUAGUGGAUGUCUAGGUUCCAUUUAAACUGUGUACAUAAAGUAUAAAUAUAUUCAUAUAUAAAUGUGUGACCAUAUACAUAUGUGUACAUACACAUCUAUAUAUUUUAUAUAAAUGUAUAUGUUACACAUGUAUUUCACCCCUUAUGGAUUUCCCCCUAUGCAAAUUAUGUAGAUGCUAAUCAAAAAAUUCUCUUAUUUGCACUUGGGACUACAGUAGAUUCAGAACAUAGAUAUUUAGGUCAUCAUUACUGUUGGUCAAAAACAACUAAUCCUAUGUUAGAUCCAUAAGUUCAACCAACUGAUCAAAUGACAGAAUAGCGGUUGUGCAGAGUGCAUUGACUCAAAGAUGAUCACAAGAGACCCCAACACCAAACGGAAAGAAUCACAACUGUGGGUGAUUCAUCUCUCCCAGCUGCUUCUCCUAGAAUCCUCAGCCAGAUGCCUCACCCUCCUGCAACACACACACACCAGGUGGGGAGGCAACCCUCUCCUGACUAACUGCAAGAAAAGGGAAGUGGGAAAAGGAGCUAGGAAUGAGGGAUGAUGUUAUCUCAGACUGAGGAGAGACUGCCCUGGUCCUUUUCCCCACUACUGUCUCAAGACAGAAUAUUCCCUUCUUGGCUGUCUCAGACCCAUUGUAUAUUUUCAAAGCAUCUGUUCCUUCCUUCUAAUUCCCUCUAUUGUAGCAGAAAAUUCUGCCUAGCCUUCAUCUCAACCAAUGCUAAAUGAAACUAUUAUUUUUCUAAGACAAAAAUCCACACAGGAUUUCUAAAUAUGAGUGAUGAGGCUUAAGAGCCAAUGCAUUUUCUGCUUUGAAUGGUUUUCAGCAACAAUGAAGUAAGAAAGAAGAAAGGGAGGGAGGAAGAAGGAAGAGAAGGAAAGGGGGAGACUUCAGGGAGGAAAGAAAGAUGUCUAACCCAUUCCUACCUUCAGAGUUAAACUCAAGAGGAAAAAUGGAUAAAAACAGGAUUCUCUACUACUCAUUCAGGAACUCAUUCUUCACUAUCACAUAUGGCUGUUUGCCAAAGCCCACAAAGAGCUUGUAAGCUGCAGCCAUAUGUUACAAGAAUUGUAAACUGCAUAAAAAAUUGUUUGAAGUAGGCAGUGAGGGUAAUAACAGAAAUGCUAGUCAGGGAUAGAAAAAUCAGGAGAAAAGCAUGUUGCUAUUUGAGAACCCAUGUGCUUUUAAAGGCUUAGAAUAUUAAAACCACAGGGGUAUCCAGCCAAAUUCAACAUUACUAGAAAUUAAACAUGCAUUUAAUUCAGAGCCAAAUAUUCACCAUAACAAUCCAGGAGGGUCUUUCCUUUCCAUCUGCUUACAGAGACUGAACUUCUAAGAACAGAGUAAGAUCAGAUAGUUAAAGAAAAAUAUCAAUCUGAAUGUUUAGCAAAAGAAAUAGACAGAUGUGCCAAAAUCAUCAAAUAUUCUAAAACAUCCUAAGUUCAUUAUUUUCAUCCAAAAGGUUUUCAUAAUAACAUAUUACUCACUAUUGUGUAUCAAAUAUAAUAACUUGCUAGAAAUAUGUAAUGCUUAAUAUAGGCUUUGGGAGAAUUAUUUUAAUAUUCAAAGAAUGUCUUAUUAUAGAUCUUUGUGUUAGAAUUUGGUCUUACUAAUCAUAACAAUAAUUCAUAAGAUAUGAAAGCAGAAUAAAUUCCUAUUCUUUAUUAACUUAAUGUAACUAUUUUUAGAAAUGCGCAUCUACUUUCUAGAAAUGCAAGAGUCAUUGGUGUUUUCUAAAUUAAAUUGCAUAAUUUAUAUGUCUAUUAAAAAUGUAUUUCUCUUCCCAAA
Messenger RNA from Ictidomys tridecemlineatus (thirteen-lined ground squirrel), 4306 nucleotides. RefSeq names its product taxilin beta (gene Txlnb). The record is from RefSeq and is a predicted model, not a curated record. Gene Ontology annotation, molecular function: syntaxin binding. NCBI's taxonomy places the organism in Eukaryota, Metazoa, Chordata, Mammalia, Rodentia, Sciuridae.